Messenger RNA from Durusdinium trenchii, 426 nucleotides. The record is from the annotation of a GenBank genome assembly. NCBI's taxonomy places the organism in Eukaryota, Dinophyceae, Suessiales, Symbiodiniaceae.
AUGAAGGAGCUUGGCUCAAUGGCCGGCCAGGAGCCACUGGAGUAUGCUUUGCACGAGAUCAUUGCGAGAUCACAGCAGUUGCUGAGCAAAGGAGUGGACGAUUUGAGGCCUAUCAAGCGCCACCGACGCUACGGUCCGAUUGUGGAGAAGCACACCAGCAGGAUCCGAGAACUUGGGAAGAGAUAUCAAGCAUUGGAGCUAAAUGCCAGACCAGAAAACGAGUGGUACAUCCUCGAGGACACGGGAGGUCUCCCUAGGCAUGUCCGGAGCGCUAGGUGGAAGUUCAAGAGGCGGUGGGGUCAAGUUUGCAGUGCUUUGAAGAUGGGAUAUGUCGACCAGCUAAAUCGCCCAGUUGCAGAAUGUUGCGGCGUACUUACAUCUCAAUCCUGCCUGAAGCUGAACCAUCAAAUAUGUGAGUUUGUGUAG